This is a messenger RNA of Spodoptera litura, 799 nucleotides long. RefSeq lists its product as uncharacterized. The record is from RefSeq and is a predicted model, not a curated record. Lineage: Eukaryota; Metazoa; Arthropoda; Insecta; Lepidoptera; Noctuidae.
AACUGGAUGUGCUGGAGCGCUCCAACCCAAAGUACCUGGUGAAUGCAACGUCACUGAUGGGUGAUUAUUUCGCGGGGGCCCGCCUCAGCGACGGCCAGAAAGUAAUAUUCCUCGCCGAGCCACUGUUGCGGUACCUGCGCGCACUACUGGCCUGCCAGGAUAUUCUAGCGCACCGCACACUCGCAUCGCAGUUAAUGCAAAACGGUCGCGAGCUACUCUCCAUACUACCACAGGAGAUAGACGAGCUUUCGAUCUUUAUCCGUCUCCGUCUGCUCUCGUCCCCACCGGUCAGUACAACGUGGCUACUUCUCUCCGCGGACCUUUGCCUCAACAAGUUUCUUGCUCUGCCGAAUACGCUGCAACAGUUCUAUGCUGAUCAUCUCGAAAUAAGCACAGAAGAAAAUAGUGAAGUCAGCUAUGGAUCUUGGACAAAAGGCCCUGGAAAGGACGUAGAACAGCCACAAUCAACUGCUGCUUCUCGGCAAUCAAAGGAAGAUAGAACAGCGUCAGUUAGACGAAACAAGUACGACGCUGAUCAUUCCAAAAUUGACAUGAAAAGCCGACUCGAUCUAAACUCAUGGCGGCAGCCGAAAGAGGAGGUUGUUGAUCAAGUGGACAGUGUCCAUGAAGAUGUCUGUACCAGCGUCGAUACCACUGGGAUACGGGUAUCGACAGGGACUUCGAAAAUCACCAAGACGCGGAUUGCUCAGAGAAACCGUAUAUCUGCCGGCCGAGACACAAUGGAAACCUGGACGGCAAGAAAUAACCUGAGGAGACGUUACGAUCUCAACUCGUGGCG